CGCAAAAAGUGGGUAUGCACUAUAUGCAGCGCAUAGGGGCGCAGCACCAAGGGGGCGCCAAAGUGAUGGUAAAAAAAAAAAAAAAAAAAAAGUUUUGCUAUUUUCUAUAUGUAGCUGCUAUUGUGCUUUUCUUAAUCAUUUCUGAAUUUCCUCAAUGUUUUAAAUAACAUUUUAGAACAAAACAUGUUAGAGUAGACGCCCUAUGUCAUAAGAUUCCACCGUAGAAUUUUGACACAAGAGGGAGCGGGGAGAAGCAUCCAGCUGCAGCCUGCGGGAAGGCGGGGCUUGAUGUCAGGUCCCGCCUUCCCGCAGGCUGCGCCGUGAGCGCUGAGCGCGCAGAUAGAAUAGCCUACGAGUAGUGAGCUCAGUUGUCUAUGGAAAAUGGAUAAAUCAAGAAAGCUGUCGGGGGCGAAAAAUAGAAAAAGGAAGAGGGAAAGGGAGAUGGCAUGUCAAGGGAUGCGACAGCAGUUAAACAAGUGGAUGGUGAAAGACAACAGGUGUGAGGAUGGUGGAUCAGGAAAGACAGAGGAAGGCAGUGGAGAAGAACACAGGCAAGGAGUGAAUGAGACAGACAUGAAGUCGGUGAUGGCAUCAAGUAUAGAUGAGACCAGUGAUGACAUCAGUGCAGACAGAGAUAGAGAGCCACUCACCACUGAGAAGGAAUUGGAGGAGAAUGUGAAAACGAGAGGUGAAGAUGAGGUGGAAGAGUAUGUGGAACAGAGAGGUGAAAAGGAGGACUCAGAAGAUCCAUCUGACUGGCCACCACCACACCAAAUUGGGGACUCAUUUAGGCAGCGUAUGGUUGAGAAUGGCCCACAGAAAUGUCCUGAUGGGCCGUAUCCAAGAUCAGACAAGAGUAGAAGGUGUUUUUCCAAAGCAUACUGUUCUCGUUUAAUGGCCAAUGGAGAAAAAGUGCAGCGGGAUUGGUUACUGUACUCCAAAAGUACGGAUAAAGUGUAUUGUUUUGCAUGUAAGCUUUUUGGAGGAGCUAAAGUUGUUGACAUGCGCUUUGUUGUGGGGUACAAUAACUGGCAGUGUCUUUCAAAAACACUGCAGCACCAUGAAACCAGUAGUUAUCACAUAACUGCUUAUCUGUUGUGGAAAGAAUUAGCCUCCCGCUUACGCCUUGGUAAAACUAUUGACAGAACAUUGCAAAGAGCCAUAGAUGAUGAAAAGGCACACUGGAGAAGUGUGUUAGUGAGAGUGAUCGACUGCAUACUCUUCCUUGCAGAAAGGAACUUGCCACUGAGGGGGAAGAAUGCUAAAUUAGGAGAUCCUAAAAAUGGAAAUUUCCUGGGUUUACUUGAAGUCAUAGCACGAUAUGAUGUCACACUAGCAGAGCAUCUUAGAAAGGUAGCAUCUAAAGAAACCACAGGAUAUCUUACCUGGUGCACUCAAAAUGAAUUUUUAGAUUCAAUUUCAGAAUGUGUACUUGCUCAAAUUUGUGCCCAGGUUAAAGCCUCCAAGUACUUUGCAGUGGAGUUGGAUUGUACACCUGACAUUUCAAAGCAGGAGCAGGCCUCAGUAAUAAUCCGGUACGUCCAUACAGACGACAACAAGAAUGCCACCAUCAAUGAGUCUUUUGUUGGCUUCACAGUCGUGAAGGACACAACUGGUAAAGGCCUCACAGAAACACUGACUGGGGUGCUGGAUAACCUGGGGUUGGAGUUUGCUAACUGUAGGGGGCAGAGUUAUGACAAUGGCUCAAAUAUGAGGGGUAUACACAAGGGUGUGCAAACAUUGGUGCAGCAGAAGUAUCCAGAGGCACUAUUUAUCCCCUGCUGUAGCCACAGUCUGAACCUUCUGUUAUGUGAUGCUGCAUCAUCAAACAGAAUGUGUCUUAACUUUUUUGGCACUCUCCAAAGACUGUACACCAUUUUUUCGGGUUCGGUGAAGAGGUGGGAUAUUUUGAAAGAAUUUGUGGACAUUACUCUGAAGCCUCUGAGUGAUACCAGGUGGGAAGCAAAAUUAGACUCCGUCAAAGUUGUACGUUUCCAGUUAGGGGGGAUUCUUGAUGCUUUGGAAAAGCUUGAGGAAGUGGAAAAAGAUGGCAAAACUGUCUCAGAGGUAAAGUCGCUCUCUGGCGAGAUUGUCAGCAUGGAGUUCCUCAUGUGCCUCUUGUGCAGAGCAGUGCAGAUGAAGGAAGGACACAGACCAGCAAACAGCUACAACAUGGCUCUGAUGGACCUGCCCAGAGCUGUGAGGCAGAAGACCCAGACCAGCCAAAGCUUCCAGAGGUAG
Molecule: messenger RNA, 2241 nt
Organism: Fundulus heteroclitus (mummichog)
Lineage: Eukaryota; Metazoa; Chordata; Actinopteri; Cyprinodontiformes; Fundulidae
Product: zinc finger MYM-type protein 1-like
Exons: 6
Coding region: 382-2241 (619 amino acids)
Source: RefSeq, a predicted model, not a curated record